This is a messenger RNA of Colletotrichum truncatum, 1818 nucleotides long. The record is from RefSeq and is a predicted model, not a curated record. Lineage: Eukaryota; Fungi; Ascomycota; Sordariomycetes; Glomerellales; Glomerellaceae.
AUGAAAGCCUUCUCCGUUUUCUCGCUCCCGUUGCGCCGGCUCACUACUCGACCACCAUGGACUUGCUCCAGCUGUCGCGCCGGCCCAUUGGUACAACCUAGCAGGACGACCCAGCAGAGGUUCGGCAACACUAUUAAUCGCGGAUUCUCGUCGACAUCCUCGAAAGCCUCAGCCGGAAGGGCGCCACCGAAGGGCGGCCGGAGGGGCGGUGUCCUGCUUCUUGCCUCCGGCGGUGGUGCAGCGGCGGCGGGCGUGCUUGCGUUUACGGACGACAUUAAGUACGGUUACGAUGCAGCAGAGCGUGCUGGCAGAGUCGCCGCUGCUCUUGCUGUUUGCAUCAACGACUACCGAACGACCCUUAACCAACGAGAAAAGACAGAAGACGCCGAACUACAAUCGAAACUACUGAAAGACUGCCAUCAACGAUGCGCUGACCGGACACUUAAGGUUCUGGAGAAGAAUGGUGGCAUCUUCAUCAAGCUGGGCCAGCACCUGAGUGCGAUGAACUACCUCCUUCCGCCUGAGUGGACAAAUACCUUUAUUCCCCUACAAGACAAGUGCCCGGUAUCUUCAUUCGAGUCGAUCGAGCAAAUGUUCAGGACAGAUACUGGCAAUGAACUAUGGGACUACUUCUCCGAGUUUUCGAACGAGCCAAUUGGUGCCGCCUCCUUGGCACAGGUGCACACUGCGACUGUCAAGGAAACGGGCAAAAAAGUGGCGGUCAAAGUUCAGCAUCCCGGUCUCGGCCAGUGGUCUUCUCUCGAUCUGGCCCUAACGCGAUUCACAUUCUCGACACUUAAGCGCUUCUUCCCUGAAUACGACCUUGAAUGGCUGUCCUCCGAGAUGGAUGUGUCCUUGCCGAAGGAACUGGACUUCAGAGAGGAGGCACACAACGCCAACCGAACAAAGGAGCAUUUCGCUCAGCUUCCGGAGCACCCCCUUGUGAUUCCCGACGUUCUAUGGGCAAAGCAGCGCAUUCUGGUCAUGGACCGAGUGUCGGGCCACCGCUUGGAUGAUCUCGAGUAUCUUGAUGCCAAUGGCAUUGACCGGGAUGAGGUCUCAGCUUGUCUCGCUCGCAUCUUCAAUGAGAUGAUCUUUGGUAACAACGCUCCCCUGCAUUGUGAUCCUCACGGUGGCAACCUGGCUAUUCGCAAAAACGAGUCCCGUCGCGGCCUCCGUGGCGGCCACAACUUCGACAUCAUUCUCUACGAUCACGGCCUCUACCGCGACAUCCCGAGGGACCUCCAGCGGUCCUAUGCAAAGAUGUGGCUCGCCGUCAUUGACGGCGACAUGAAGCGUAUGCGUAAAUAUGCCAAAGAGGUUGCCAACAUCAACGAUGACCAAUUCCCCCUAUUCGCAUCUGCCAUCACUGGUCGCGACUGGAGCGUUUUGAACAGCGAGGGCUCAGUCCUCCAGACACGCACCCCUGACGAGAAGAAGGAAAUGGGCGAUGCCCUUCAGGAGGGUCUGCUUGCCGAUCUCGUAAAGUUGCUUGGCCAGGUGCCCCGCAUCAUUCUCCUGAUUCUCAAGACCAACGACCUCACGCGCAGUCUCGACGAGAAUCUGCACACCCGCCAAGGACCCAUUCGCUCCUUUAUGAUCCUCGCGCGAUACUGCACGCGGACGGUGUUUGAGGAGCAGUUGGAAGAUUUGAGGCAGCGCGGUUCGCUGUUUUGGCCGCCUAAUGCAUUCCGGCUGGUCUCGGCUUGGGUUGGUUUCCUGAGAGUCGAGUUCAAGCUCGGGGCGUUUGAACUGUGGCUCAGCGUUAAGAGGGCCUUUGGGCUCAAGGGCGUAGAGUUCUCUGCCCCAGGCAUGUGA